Molecule: messenger RNA, 972 nt
Organism: Candida tropicalis MYA-3404
Lineage: Eukaryota; Fungi; Ascomycota; Pichiomycetes; Serinales; Debaryomycetaceae
Gene: TAL1
Product: sedoheptulose-7-phosphate:D-glyceraldehyde-3-phosphate transaldolase
Exons: 1
Coding region: 1-972 (323 amino acids)
Biological process (GO): carbohydrate metabolic process; pentose-phosphate shunt; pentose-phosphate shunt, non-oxidative branch
Cellular component (GO): intracellular anatomical structure; cytoplasm
Molecular function (GO): transaldolase activity
Source: RefSeq, a predicted model, not a curated record
AUGUCCUCAAACUCAUUAGAACAAUUAAAAGCUACCGGUACUACCAUUGUCACCGAUACUGGUGAAUUCGAACAAAUUGCCAAGUACAAGCCACAAGAUGCCACCACCAACCCAUCCUUGAUCUUGGCUGCCGCUAAAAAUCCAGACUACGCCAGUGUCAUUGAUGUUGCCAUUGAAUACGCCAAAGAAAAAGGUUCUACCCCAAGAGAAAAGGCUGAAGUUGCCCUCGAUAGAUUAUUGAUUGAAUUCGGUAAGAGAAUCUUGGACAUUGUUCCAGGUAGAGUCUCAACUGAAGUUGAUGCCAGAUUAUCCUUUGACAAAGAAGCCACCAUCAAAAAGGCUUUGCAAUUGAUUGAUUUGUACAAAGCUCAAGGUAUUGACAAGAGCAGAAUUUUGAUCAAGAUUGCUUCCACUUGGGAAGGUAUCCAAGCUGCUAGAGAAUUGGAAUCUAAACACGGUAUUCACUGUAACUUGACUUUGUUGUUCAACUUUGCUCAAGCUGUUGCUUGUGCUGAAGCUGGUGUUACUUUGAUUUCCCCAUUCGUUGGUAGAAUCUUGGACUGGUACAAAGCUUCUACUGGUGAAACUUAUACUGCUGAAACCGACCCAGGUGUCAAAUCUGUUAAAGAAAUUUACACUUACUACAAGAAAUACGGUUACAACACCAUUGUUAUGGGUGCUUCUUUCAGAAACACUGGUGAAAUCAAAGCCUUAGCUGGUGUUGAUUUCUUGACCAUUUCUCCAAAAUUAUUAGAAGAAUUGUACAACUCUACUGAUGCUGUUCCAACUGUUUUGGAUGUUGAAACCGCUAAAGCUUCUGAUAUUGAAAAAGUCACUUUUGUUGAUGAUGAAGCUGCUUUCAGAUUUGCAUUAAAUGAAGAUGCCAUGGCCACUGAAAAAUUAUCCCAAGGUAUCAGACAAUUUGGUAAAGACGCUGUCACUUUAUUGACUGAAUUGGAAAAAAGAUUUUAA